GGUACCAUUCGGCUCUGGCGUAUCCUCAUCUCGGAGUCUGUAUACCUCGUCUGGAAAUUGCGAAAUGAACGCGUCAUUCAGCACGGGAAUGUUGCUGGGUGGCAGCACUCACGCCGGGAAGUAGAAGAGCGCUGGCUCCAAGUCCUGAAUGUCCGGCUCGCUUUAGACCGGACGCUCACGAACCCCCGCUAUAAACACUCCUCAGUCUCAGCGGACCUGGUCGACGAGACUUGGCGGGGCACGCUCGUGAGCACGGGACCAAUCCCUAACGACUGGAUUUUCAAGCCUGGGGUUUUAGUGGGUAUACGCAACGCGACACGUGCCGGACCUGACCCCGGCCUGCGGAGUCCCACACUGGCCUUGUCGGCCGUGCGUAAUUAG
Messenger RNA from Postia placenta MAD-698-R-SB12, 381 nucleotides. RefSeq lists its product as hypothetical. The annotation marks the transcript as partial. The transcript has a single exon. The record is from RefSeq and is a predicted model, not a curated record. Lineage: Eukaryota; Fungi; Basidiomycota; Agaricomycetes; Polyporales; Adustoporiaceae.